This is a messenger RNA of Mesitornis unicolor (brown roatelo), 1387 nucleotides long. It is a transcript of the gene BLMH, whose product is annotated as bleomycin hydrolase. The record is from RefSeq and is a predicted model, not a curated record. Gene Ontology annotation, biological process: response to toxic substance; proteolysis; L-homocysteine catabolic process. The transcript is spliced from 10 exons. The annotation marks the transcript as partial. Lineage: Eukaryota; Metazoa; Chordata; Aves; Mesitornithiformes; Mesitornithidae. Gene Ontology annotation, cellular component: cytoplasm. Gene Ontology annotation, molecular function: cysteine-type aminopeptidase activity.
GGAGAUGUUGGAUCUUUUCCUGUCUCAAUGCAAUGCGUCUUCCUUUCAUGAAGAAAUACAACAUCGAAGAGUUUGAAUUCAGCCAGUCAUACCUCUUUUUCUGGGAUAAGGUCGAACGUUGCUACUACUUUUUAAAUGCCUUUGUGGAAACAGCUCAGAAAAAGGAGCCUGUGGAAGGAAGACUGAUACAGUUCCUGCUCUCCAACCCCACGAAUGAUGGUGGACAGUGGGAUAUGCUGGUUAACAUUAUUGAAAAGUAUGGUGUUGUCCCCAAGAAAUACUUCCCAGAGUCUCAUACCACAGAGGCUACUAGAAGGAUGAAUGAGAUCUUGAAUCAUAAGAUGAGAGAAUACUGUUUGCGGCUAAGAAGUAUGGUGGAAAGUGCAACAGUUAAAGGAGAAAUUUGUGCUGCGAUGGACACGAUGAUAGAAGAGGUGUUCAGAAUAGUGAGUACCUGCCUGGGCAGCCCUCCGGAGACCUUCUGCUGGGAGUUCCGGGAUAAGGAGAAGAACUACCACAAAUACGGCCCCGUGACACCGGUCCAGUUCUACACUGAGCACGUGAAGCCUUACUUCAACAUGGAGGACAAGAUUUGUCUAGUGAAUGAUCCUCGCCCUCAGAACCCAUACAACAGGCUGUAUACGGUGGAGUACCUGGGCAACAUGGUAGGAGGGAGGAAAACGCUCUACAACAACCAGCCUGUCGAGGUCUUGAAAAAAUUAGCUGCAGCGUCCAUUAAGGAUGGCGAGGCUGUGUGGUUUGGCUGCGAUGUCGCAAAGCACUUCUAUGGCAAGCUGGGAAUCAAUGACAUGAAUAUAUUUAAUCAUGAGCUGGUGUUUGGCGUCUCCGUCAAGAACAUGAACAAAGCAGAACGAUUGAUCUUUGGAGAAUCAAUGAUGACCCAUGCCAUGGUCCUGACAGCUGUCACCGAGAAGGAUGGGCAAGAGGAGGCCUUUGAAAAAUGGAGAGUGGAAAACUCCUGGGGUGAAGACCGUGGUAACAAAGGGUACCUGAUCAUGACGGACGACUGGUUUUCUGAGUACGUGUACGAGGUGGUGGUGGAUAAGAAACACGUCCCAGAAGAUGUCUUGGCCGUGAUGCAGCAGGACCCGAUUGUUUUGCCGGCCUGGGACCCGAUGGGGGCUUUAGCCAAGUGAACCAGCGAGCGCUUGCCUCUUAACGGUCAACCCGAAGUAGACGCAAUAGAAAAUUCCAGUGGUUGGAAGCCAUAGCCAAAUGUUAAUGUGACCAAGCACCUCAGCAUGGUCCCUAUUCUUGAAUCUAAGUUAAGGAUCUUUGGGAAAUAGCGCUUUACUGACUUGGCUGAACAAAGCUCUCAGACUACUCCACAAAACUAAAAAGGGAAAAGGCUAAAACUCGCGAUGAA